Molecule: messenger RNA, 751 nt
Organism: Galleria mellonella (greater wax moth)
Lineage: Eukaryota; Metazoa; Arthropoda; Insecta; Lepidoptera; Pyralidae
Product: cytadherence high molecular weight protein 3-like
Exons: 2
Coding region: 133-591 (152 amino acids)
Source: RefSeq, a predicted model, not a curated record
AAAGAUAUCAUGUAAGAUUUAAAACAUAAUUUAUGAAUUUAUUUAUUAUGAAGAUAAUAUUAUUCCCUAUAUAAAUUAAACGUAAUUUGCAAAUGUUAUCAAUUUGAUCGUAACUUUGCUGAACGAUUCAAAAUGAAAUUCUUCGUAGCUCUCGUCGCUGUGGUAGCCGUGGCUGUCGCCAGCCCGGUGAGCAGGAGCCGCAUCAACAACAAUCAGCUGGCUGCUAUCAUCGAGGCCAUCCAGAGCCCCCUCACAGACCCCUCCACCGCCGCUCUCCUCGAACAACAACUGCAACAAAUCCUCGAAAGUCUUGAGUCUAUCUCUGUUGGCCCCGUAAUUGUCAACCCUGCACCUGAACCCAUCGUCGUUGGCCCCGGUGUCAUUGAAUUCCCCGUUAUUGAACCGAGCCCCGAGCCCAUCGUCGUCAGCCCUCCCAUCGUCGACCCUCCUGUCGUCGUCAGCCCCCCCGUCGUCGAACCUCCCACGGCUCAACCCCCAGUCGUUGUCCUCCCCCCUCCCGCUCCCGAACCUGAAGUUGAAUCUAGCAGCGCUCCUCUCGUUCAACUCAUCUUGAACAUCAACCAGGCUUAAACGUCGCUUCACUAGCUCUUGCUGAACUGAUAAUAAAGUUAUUUUAUAUAACUGAAUGAUAAUUUGUAAACAUAAAUAUAUUAUGCUAUAGUCAAAUAUCCGGUGAAACUGUGAUAAAAUUUUGUUUUACAGCUUAAAAUAAAAUAAAAUCAGAAUGCAA